AUGUUAGAAUCGAUCAUCAUUGCUCGCAAUACAUAUUUAGACAAAGAAAAUGGUUUGGACUUUGGAUAUUUAUAUACAUGUUCAAAAGAUGAUAUUACUUUUACACAUCCAUUUACUAUUCAAGCACUUAAAUCUGGUUCUAUAUCAGGUUUUGUUUGUCAUUUUGAUGUGAAUUUUGCUAAGAAUCUUAUUGAAAAGAUGCAUUUUUCUACAUCACCUCGAUCACCAAAUACUCAUUGGAAGCAAACCGUAUUUUUUUUACCUCGAUUAUAUAAUGUUCAAGAAGGUUCUCAUCAAACACUUCUUUCUUGUGUUCCAACACCCACGUUAUUUUUAACAACACAAAAAAUUUUAAUUAAUAUCGUUCGACUUAUGAAAUAUAUUCUUGAACAAUUAAACAAAACAUCAUGUUUACCAAUAUCAACAGAAAAAGAUUAUCUAAAAUUUAUUCAUGAUAAUAUUCCAGAAUUAAGACAUGUUUUAGAUAAUCGUCGUAUAUAUAUUGAUAAAAUGUCUAGUACAAACAAUGAUCAGUUAUUUCCAAUAUGUAUUUUUCAAGAAUAUUUAUUAAAUGGAAUUAAUUUUCUAUAUUAUAUUAACAAGAUUGAUGGCAUAUAUAGUACUACGAGAAAAAUUGUAGUAGAAAAAUGUGAAUAA
Rotaria sp. Silwood2 is the source of this 657-nucleotide messenger RNA. Lineage: Eukaryota; Metazoa; Rotifera; Eurotatoria; Philodinida; Philodinidae. The record is from the annotation of a GenBank genome assembly.